AUGGGCCACGCUACAGAAUCUACUCUCUGGCAAUCAGAUGCCUUCAGCCAGCCCAUCAAGGAUCUCAUCUCGAGGUACUACGAGCUGUCCGAUUCACCCCAGGCAGAUGCUGGAGAGAUCCUAGCAUCCAAAGUCUUCUCUAGCGACGCCUGCGUUAAAUCACCGCAGGGAAGCUUCACUAGCUCUGCUGAGAUCGCAGCCAGUCGUGAAAAUGCUUGGAAGGUCGUUGAGUCACGGAAGCAUACGAUCGACCGGGCCUUCUUUGGCGAUCACGGAGAGUCCCCAGAAAUAGUGAUCAUCGGCAGUCUUUACAUGACCUUUCGCAACGGGAAGAGUCUUGAUUCUCCAUUCGCUACACAUAUCAAGCUCGAUGCAGCUUCUGCCCCCACUUCACAGCCUUUGAUGAGCUAUAUGGAAGUCUAUACUGUGAGCUUCUCCGACUAUGAAGAACUUUGCUCUUACUGGGAUGUUGUCAACUGA
Molecule: messenger RNA, 480 nt
Organism: Clonostachys byssicola
Lineage: Eukaryota; Fungi; Ascomycota; Sordariomycetes; Hypocreales; Bionectriaceae
Source: the annotation of a GenBank genome assembly